GUGGGACGUCAUGAUGGUGGAGGAGGAGAGGAGAGGGGAGGGGAGGUGGCGUCCACCAGAAGUGGAGGGUGCCAACGAGUGGGGGGUAGUAGGGGGAGGAUAUAUACCCUGGACGGCUGGACGGGCGGAGCUCAAGCCAAGAGCAGUCCGCGAAGUCGCCAGCAGCAGAGACAAACAGAGAGAACACACCGGCAUCAUGGCUCUGGAGAGACAAGUUCGCGCUAAGCUGGCGGGCAAGCGAGACCCGCAGAUGGAGAAGGAGGCGCAGGAGUGGAUCGAGGCCAUCCUCGGCCGGAAGUUCCCCGGCGGAGAGCAGUUCGAGGACGUGAUCCGCGACGGACAGGUGCUGUGCGAGCUCAUGAACAAGAUCAGCCCGGGCAGCAUCCCCAAGGUCAACACCUCCGGCGGCCAGUUCAAGAUGAUGGAGAACAUCAACACGUUCCAGAAGGCGCUGAAAGACUACGGCGUGAACGACGUGGACGUAUUCCAGACGGUGGACCUGUGGGAGAAGAAGGACAUCGCCCAGGUCGUCACGACGCUGUUCGCCCUGGGAAGGACGACGUACAAGCACCCGGAGUGGAAGGGGCCCUACCUGGGACCCAAGCCCUCAGACGAGUGCAAGCGAGACUUCACGGAGGAGCAGCUGAAGGCCGGCCAGACCAUCAUCGGCCUCCAGGCGGGGCAGAACAAGGGGGCGACCCAGGCGGGCCAGAACAUGGGCGCCGGCAGGAAGAUCCUGCUGGGCAAGUGAGGCCCUUCCUCAGGACAUCUACCCCCUUCCUUCCUCUAACCCCCCUCUCCUCUAACCCCUUCCCCUCCCACACCCACUCGGCCCUGCACGGCAGUCGACCGCGCUCGUACUGGGAAACCAGAGUUCCAAGGACACUCUCGAUUUCCCUGUGAGGAUUUACAGAGUAAAUAUUUGGGUAUGUAUGUGAAGCUUUAAGCAGCUGUGCCAGCAAAAAAAAAUAAAAACAGCUACCAAUUGAAUUGCUUUACGUUCUUUUCGGUGGCACAACCGUUAUGUGUACGUAAAUCCAGCCACGGAGAAUUUGAUUUGACAACACUGCUCAGACUACCAAGAUCUUCCGCGGGUUCGAAUUUUGGACUUUUUCGUGAGUUAAGUUCGAUGACAGGCUAGACCGCAAAAAAAUAUUAGAACGGUUAGUUAACGUUUCGGGAAAUUGGAAGCAGUGCGGAAUUGAUUCCCGUGCUCAGAGCGAACUGCGGGUUUUAACUCGAAAGCACAAGGCGUGCAGAGAUCGUGAUUUCGGCGCGUGCUUCGUUGAGGGGAUUGUGACUCUCUCUGAAGAGGUCAGAGCCAGUUCAACCCCGCUGGAAAAGGUGGGGGCGUAUCUGAUAAAAACCACGUCACGACUGAAAGGGGAUUAUUCCUGAAGACAGAGGCCGAUCAACAACUCUCGAACUUUCUGUGCUGUCCACACUAGGUGUUUGAUCUCUUCAGGUUUCAACAGACCUUUGGUCUAGCCCUCAGUGAUUCGGAGCCGACGGCGAUCGAGCAGCAGAAGAUAAUCCAACAGAAAUUUUCGCAAUACACAGGGAGGAUAAAUUUGUCUUUCCCGAGGAAAUCGGCUAAUAAAAGUGAAAAAGGGUUGCUCCAACGCAAAGAAUUGCCAAUUCUGGCCUGGCGCCGAGUUCAUCAGCGAUGUUGCCAAGUCUCUGGCUUAAGAGACUUCACGCCAACCGGACACUUUUGAAUUUGAGUAACCGGUGAAACCAAGAUGUCUAUAAAAAUUAGUUUGUCAAGGAUGGCAUUCUAUUGAUUGUUGCAAUAAACAAAGGCUAGCUUUCAUAAAACCGUAAAAUAUAAGAUGUCAGUAAAAUCUAUCAGAUGUGUUAUGAAAAGUAAUUAUGUGUGCGCUAAUAUUGUUUGGGCACCUAACUCCAAACUUCAAACUCCAUUGUGCAUGACCGCAUGUACUCAAAAGCUUAAGCUUUGCCUUUGUACAUCUAGACUAAUUGGUAGCGGUUCAUGGAAAGCAGUCUCGUGUAUUAUCGUACCAAAAUUGUAAUGGAUGAAUAGGAUGUACAAACUAUAGAGGAAGCCAAAGGUUAAAAUUUGUGGAGAAGUGUUUUAUAAUCAGCUACUUACGUGUGGAGAAGUGACGAACUGAGGUGAGGGUAUCCUUCAGAGUUUCGUCCAGUCAAGAGUCAAUGACGACAUCGAAAACAAUUUUUAAUUGAAUUUAAAAGGUUUUUAAUAUCUGGUUCGUGGAUACCAAACAGUCACUAGAUGCGCUGCAGUGUCAGUAUCUGUCUGUAUCGAAAGGGUACUUGCUAGCUGUGUUUGCAAUAUAGUUCAAGCGGAGCUUCGGAAGUCGUUCAGGAAAACACGGAUCAGCUGAACAGAACUAUCUAGCGUGUUCGAGGUUCAACAGGCACUAGGGCGCUUUUAGAUGCGACAUAGCCUGGCGCAGCAGAUGCCUCGUCGCCUCUACUGGCGCGCAGGUCUAUUCCCGUAGUCUACGUGACCUCGGCGGGACUUCAAAGAGGCGACCCUAUCACUUUAUCACGUCGUGAUAGAGAUAGAGGUGUGCUGCAAGUCCCCCCGCUGCUUUCUGGGCAGCCGGUAAAAUAAAUUAUCUAUUUUUAGAUCUUACACGCGAGAAAAUCACCAGCGUCCAAAAGUCCAGACAUCAGCGGUUUGCUAGGUCAAUGCUGUUCGUGAUGAAUACUAGUCAGUCAAAUGGAGACGGUAGCCGUGUAGACAGUCACCCCGUUAUGUGAAAUCGUUGGAGAAAAAAAAUACCUAUAUUACCCAAAUGUUUACUCCAUUGUACACCAAAUAUAAAUGGAAAUCCUAUUUCAAUGUGGAAAUAAAUCUUAGACUUGAAUUACUCAGUAUAGAUUCUGUGCUAAUGCGACUGAAUGUUGGUUUGAAAUACUGUCAGGUUUAGCACGAACGCAAAUAAUUACUCACCUUCCCUUCCAUUUCUAACCCUCACGUGUAACUCCAAUGAAAAAAAAAAAAAAAACUUACGUAUCAUUACUAUGUAUUUAUUUUAAUGUUUGUUUGUAUUGCUAGAAUGUAAGAAACUUGUGAUAUAGUGGGGGAUGACGUUUUAUAUUUGUAUUUGAGGCAAUAAAAAUAUGUAUUAUUUGGAUUAAACAA
This is a messenger RNA of Bacillus rossius redtenbacheri, 3133 nucleotides long. RefSeq names its product muscle-specific protein 20 (gene Mp20). Gene Ontology annotation, molecular function: actin filament binding. Gene Ontology annotation, biological process: actin filament organization. Gene Ontology annotation, cellular component: actin cytoskeleton. The coding region runs from base 11 to 751 and encodes 246 amino acids. The record is from RefSeq and is a predicted model, not a curated record. NCBI's taxonomy places the organism in Eukaryota, Metazoa, Arthropoda, Insecta, Phasmatodea, Bacillidae. The transcript has 4 exons.